GGUUGGGGGUGGAGACCAGGCAGAGGCUGAAGAAGAAAGCACGAGAAAGCAUGAAGGGAGGAAACAUUGCUGGCCUCUGUGCAAUUGGGGCUGGACAGCCAAACAGCGCUGACUUGGAGACUCCAGGACCCUGGGCAUGAUGUUCCUGCCCUCCAAGAAGGACCUCAAGACCGCCCUGGAGGUCUUCGCUGUUUUCCAGUGGUGCCUCAGUGCCUUUAUUAUAGUCAACACUGUGAUCAUCACCAACCUCUACCUGGUGGUGUUCACGCCGUACUGGCCUCUCACUGUGCUCCUUCUCGCCUGGCUGGGUUUUGACUGGAAGACCCCGGAGCGAGGUGGUCGCCGGCUUACCUGUGUGAGGCAUUGGCGCCUGUGGAAAGAGUACUGUGAUUACUUCCCACUCAAGCUUUUGAAGACUCAUGAUCUCUCCCCAAGCCACAACUACAUUGUUGUCUGCCACCCUCAUGGGCUCCUGUCCCAUUCCUACUUUGGCCACUUUGCCACAGAGGCCUCAGGCUUCUCCAAGAUCUUUCCUGGCAUCACCCCUUAUUUGCUCACACUGGGAGCCUUUUUCUGGGUGCCUCUCCUCAGAGACUAUGUCAUGAUGACAGGAAUCUGCUCUGUGAGCCAGUCCUCCAUGGACUUCCUGCUUACCCAUAGAGGCACAGGCAACAUGCUGAUUGUGGUGGUUGGCGGCCUGAGUGAAUGCAGAUUCAGCGUGCCAGGAUCUACCACCUUGGUCUUGAAGAAACGCAUGGGCUUUAUCCGCAUGGCCCUUCGGCAUGGGGUGGCUCUAAUCCCUGCUUACACAUUUGGGGAGACAGAACUCUACAAUCAGCAUAUUUUCACUCCUGGGGGCUUGGUCAAUCGCUUCCAGAAGUGGUUUCAGAGCAUGGUACACAUCUACCCUUGUGCCUUCUAUGGGCGUGGCUUCACUGAGAACUCCUGGGGCUUUCUGCCCUACGCUCGGCCUGUGACCACCAUCGUUGGGAAGCCUCUACCCAUGCCCAAGAUUGAGAACCCGAGCCAGCAGACGCUGGAUAAAUACCAUGCAGUCUAUAUCAGCGCCCUGCGCAAUCUAUUUGACCAGCACAAGACCAAGUUUGGCUUCUCAGAGACCCAGGAACUGGUGAUAGUUUGACAGACAUCCCCGGGGCCUCUCAGCCUGCCUGGAAGGUAUGGAGCCGGGAAACAGGAAGACGUCACCUGUGGGGCUCCUGCUUCUGAUUCAGCCAGUCCUCAGUGUGACGGGGGCUGGGGGAUAGGGAUGGGGAGGGCCCUCUUCCUCUUUCAUCUCUCUCCUCCUUCCAGCUCUUCUCAGUGUUUUCCUUCAGGCCAUGACGAAGAUGCCCCCAAGACAGGGAAGGCUCUAGGGGGAGAGGUGCCCUGAAGGCUCCCUCACAGAGGCCCACUCAGCAUCAGCACCUGCUGACAUUGCCUGUGCCCCAGCCAGCCCGUUCCAGGGGCCUAGGAUCCCUGCGUGUGACUCUCCUCCAGCUCUCAAGCAGCCUCAUCUCCUGGCAUCAAGGCUCCUCCAAGACAGGCUGCCUUGAGAUACAGGGGGCUUUGAGUUCAGGCCCCACCCACUUCAAGCCCUGUGACUUGGAGCUAUCAGUCACCUCUGAGCCUGUUUCCUUAUCAGUAAAAAUGGGACAAGUUGUCCCUCCCCUGCUUACCUCAGAGAGUGCUGGGAAUGAUCAAACGAUAUCAGAAGUGAUUGAGCCAAGAGCACACAAAAUUCUUCUGCAACCAUUUUGCCCAUUUCCUGUCUGCAAGCAAACAAUGCCCUACAUGUCAUGGCAUAUCAAUGUUUAAAAGAAAGUGUAUUCAAUUAAAAAAAAAUCAACAUUCCAGUCUAUUAAAAAAAAGAAAGUUUAAGUUUAUGGUCUAGGGUCUUGUCAACAGUUCUCUGAAAGUUUAAGUAAACUUUCUAAUUGGGUGACCUUAGGCGAGCUCCUUCAACUCUUUAGUCUUGGUCUCCUCAUCUGCAAAAUGGGAUGAUACAUCCUGGGGAGCUGGAGACUGCAUCUACCCAAGCUCUUUUGGAUGCAGGCCUGAAAUAAGUCUCCAGCUGAGGGCAACUCCAUGUGGUGUCACUGCCUUGGGGCCGUGUUCCUUCUUGCAGGCCCUCUAGCCUACUGGACAUAUGGCUAUAGGAAAAGACCUAGGGGAUAGGGAUGAGUGCCUGGGGGUUGGGG
This is a messenger RNA of Vicugna pacos (alpaca), 2198 nucleotides long. It is a transcript of the gene AWAT2, whose product is annotated as acyl-CoA wax alcohol acyltransferase 2. Gene Ontology annotation, cellular component: endoplasmic reticulum membrane. The record is from RefSeq and is a predicted model, not a curated record. Gene Ontology annotation, biological process: lipid metabolic process. Gene Ontology annotation, molecular function: retinol O-fatty-acyltransferase activity. Lineage: Eukaryota; Metazoa; Chordata; Mammalia; Artiodactyla; Camelidae.